AUGACCCGGCCCCGAACCAGCACGAAAAGCGGUCGUCGAUCAGCCGAUCUUUCCCUCGCCGCGCAGCUCGACGCCGGUUCGCCCGCCGCUCGCGACGCCGCCGCUGCUGCUCCAGCAAAGAAGACCGACGGCCCGCGUUGGGAGGAGCGGCGGCCGUUGUUUGAGGGUGGCGGCGGAAGUAGUGGCACCACAACGCCGAUCGUUUCGGUGGCACCAGUGUGUCAGGGAAGGGGUUUGGCAGUAGGGGUAGAGGAGGAGGAAGAAGAAGAGGAGGAGAAGGACCGGAGGAGAGUCAGAAACAUCAGAAACGCUCCGACCACGCCGCCGCUUCCUGCGCCGCCAUCUGGCCUCAACUUGCGCGACCCUUUCGAAUCUGUGGACGCGCAUGCUACUGCGGCGACGAUGCGGCAGAUCUCUUGCCUGCCGUCGCCGUCGUCGCCGUCGUCGUCCUCAGAGGACGAGAGCGAGGAUGAGGAGGAGGAAGGUGCAGUGGAGCAGACGGACGCAUUCACGGCGGGCAGCAGCGGUUCGGACAGCCAGGAGGAAGAAGAGGAAGAUUGGGGUGGUUGGUGGGAUUGA
This is a messenger RNA of Lasiodiplodia theobromae, 579 nucleotides long. RefSeq lists its product as uncharacterized. The transcript is spliced from 2 exons. Lineage: Eukaryota; Fungi; Ascomycota; Dothideomycetes; Botryosphaeriales; Botryosphaeriaceae. The record is from RefSeq and is a predicted model, not a curated record. The coding region runs from base 1 to 579 and encodes 192 amino acids.